UGGUCAAAAUUAGGGGGAGAAUUUUGGGCUUUCUGGAAUUGAGCUGAGAAAUCAGAGAGAGUUGGGGCAUUCGAAGGUCGAUAAAGAAAAGAGAUAGCUAUUUUGAGAAAGGGCAAAAGGCCGAGGAAUGAAAUGCAGACAAAUCAGUAGGCUGAGCGGGAUUUGACUGAAGUUUAAGAGCCGAGUCAAAUACAAAAAGUAAAAAUAUGAGAAGGUAGAAGAGGAAGAGAAAGAAAUCUUUUCGCAACAGAGAGGUAUUUGAGGAAGAACUGGUUAUCUGCGAUAUAUUGUGAGACUUGAAGAAGCCUGUGACUGUUGAUUGAGAGUAAAGAGACCAAGUUUUCAUGGAUACACAGACGCAAAACUCUUCGCUGCAGAAGCUUCAAAAUGUGGAGAAGAGAAUUGUUAGGGUUUUGGAACUGGCAGGAGGGAUUAUGGAUGAACUUGCAAACCCUACUGGACCUAGAAAAGAAUUCAUCAACAACCAUUGCCUCGAAUUCAUGCAAUUAAUCAAGGAUAUCCAAGUGACAUUAAGGGAUGAGAUAAAGAGUGCAUGUGAAUACCGUCCAUUUGAGAAGUGUGAUUACAGUGCAAGAAUAGCAAAUGAGAUAUGUUGCAAGAAGCUGGAGUAUGUGCUGUCACAACUGGAUGGGAUGAAGCAGACUAUCGACGAAUAUCACGCUUCCAUUUGAAGAUGCAUUUUGUGUAGCAUUUGCUAGUGUGAUGCCAAACAGCAAGCUGAUCAAGAGAAGCUAAGCAGGCACGGUAUGCUUGCUACUUUUACUUCCAUUCCCUUCGGUUUGUCUUCACCGAUAUUUCAACCUUCCUAUGAUGACUAACAAGUCAUAAGAAAUCAACUCCUCCAUUCCUCUCGGUUCUUAUAACUUGAUUUAUUCUGUCUUCUUCAUUUCAGCUCGUUUUGGUAGCUACUGGAAACUACAUAUUACCAAAUAUAAUUGCUUAUCCUAGUUAUAUUGUUGGUUUAGAAAUCAAUGAAGUUGAUGAUGCAGAAUAUUAUGUUGCACUAAA
Molecule: messenger RNA, 1029 nt
Organism: Carica papaya (papaya)
Lineage: Eukaryota; Viridiplantae; Streptophyta; Magnoliopsida; Brassicales; Caricaceae
Product: mediator of RNA polymerase II transcription subunit 11
Biological process (GO): regulation of transcription by RNA polymerase II
Cellular component (GO): mediator complex
Molecular function (GO): transcription coregulator activity
Source: RefSeq, a predicted model, not a curated record